Rattus norvegicus (Norway rat) is the source of this 540-nucleotide messenger RNA. It is a transcript of the gene Ratnp-3b, whose product is annotated as defensin rat NP-3 precursor. Gene Ontology annotation, biological process: defense response. The record is from RefSeq and is marked validated. Gene Ontology annotation, cellular component: extracellular region. Lineage: Eukaryota; Metazoa; Chordata; Mammalia; Rodentia; Muridae.
AGGCCUGGAAAGAAGAGCGCUGUGUCUCUUGCUCUGCUCUCCCUGCAUACGCCAAAGUCUGAAACCACAGCCAUGAGGACCCUCAUUCUGCUCACCACCCUUCUCCUGCUGGCCCUCCACACCCAGGCAGAAUCUCCCCAAGGAAGCACUAAGGAAGCUCCAGAUGAGGAGCAGGAUAUUUCCGUAUUCUUUGGAGGGGAUAAAGGCACUGCUCUCCAAGAUGCAGCUGUGAAGGCAGGCGUGACCUGCUCUUGUAGAACCUCAAGCUGUCGUUUUGGAGAAAGGCUCUCUGGGGCAUGUCGUCUCAAUGGCCGCAUCUACCGACUCUGUUGCUGAGCACAAAGAAGAAGAAGAAGAAGAAGAAGAAGAAGAAGAAGAAGAAGAAGAAGAAGAAGAAGAAGAAGAAGAAGAAGAAGAAGAAGAAGAAGAAGAAGAAGAAUCCAUUUGUCAUAUGACUUGAAGGAGACUGUUAUUUGUAGUAUGUUGUGUCCUAGACCUUUCUCUUUCUUUAUAUCCAAAUAAACUUCUUACAGCAAGUUA